Messenger RNA from Owenia fusiformis, 3363 nucleotides. NCBI's taxonomy places the organism in Eukaryota, Metazoa, Annelida, Polychaeta, Sabellida, Oweniidae. The record is from the annotation of a GenBank genome assembly.
AGCCAACACCCCUCUCGGGGAAAUGAAUUAAUCCAAUUUACAAUCUGAGAGCUCGGGACGAGAGUUUCAAGAUCAUCGCUAUUUCUAAACAUUGAUGGAAAUUUGAGGUAAAUAGACAAUAGAGACAUCUGAAUUGAUAGCAGUGACUUGAAUUUAUAGUGUAAUACAAGAACAAUUAUCCUUGAACUUUCUUACGGACCAAGAAAUCCAAAAUCUUCAAAAAAGUUCACUCGGUGCAAAAAUUGGCCAUUGUUUUGAAAAAGCAAAAGUUUAAACUUUUCGACGAUGAAAUAGCACGUAUUUUGGAACUACUGGACUACUCCGACCGCCAAAGUGCAUCUGCAGGGUGAAAUGGGGGAUAUCACCUCCCCCAAUCGUGAGAUAGAACGACUGAAGAGACGAUUCGAUUUAUACAGAGGUUCUCACUUGGACAGGGCAAAUCAGUAUGAACCUGCAGCUGAUAGACUAAAUGAACACAAUCGUCAAGAAACAAAGAUCCUUCAACAAAAAUAUUUAGAGAGCAGAGCAAAGAAAGCCUCAAAGAGACAACCAAAGGACUCGAGCAAUGGCUCAGAUAGCAAAAGCUCCGUAGUGACACAGAAGCUGAAGAGGAAGUUGGAUUCAAACAGUGGUAUCGACCCAAACGGUCACGUCAACGAUAAUACAAAUCCAUAUAACUUCGAUGACCAAGCAUCGCCGUCUCAGCCCAAGAAACCAUACACGAGUAAAAAUGGUGAAGCUCCACCUAGUGGGGGCAUGGAGAAUCAGAUUUCGGUAAGGAUCGUCCAGGAAAUCAACCCGAGCACAGAUCAAAAACAGACAAUACAAACCGACGUCACGGUUAGUUCAACAUUUAAGCAAGGAGAAAAUACAAACUUUACGUCAAGUGGCACGACGAGUACCCAAGUUACGACAAACACUACGAGUGAAUUUAAACAAGAAAAUCUUGAUGUUCCACAGGGACAUGGUUCAACUUCAUCCGAUCUAGAAAAAUUAGAGGAUUUGGAUGACAUUGAAGACAUUUUGAAAUCAUUGGAAAAAGGAGAUGAAAGUUUAAUUGACAAUUUCAUUGAAAAUGAUGAUGAUAAACACGCACUAGACGCUGUCUUUGCGGAAACUAAUUCACCGAUGUCAUCACUUCCCAAUGACAUGAAUGACUUGUUCGAUAAACAACCCCCACCCCCUAUGACAACCCAGCCUCAGAAUGUUCCACCCCCUCCCUGUCCUCCUAAUGGUGCAGGACCAGCUCCAGCCCCUGCCCCCGCGAGUUUCCCACGUCCCCAAAGUAAUCCACCUAUUGCCAAUCAAACAUAUGCCUUGCAGGCAGGAGAGACACUUAAACGUAUGGCCGCCCAGCAUCAGACUGGCGGAGUCCCAGGGCAGCCUGACACAUUCAGACCGCAACAAGGUGGGCCCCCUAGUGCUUCCAUGGGGCAAGACCCAUCUACACCAUUCCAGCCCCCGCCCAGAGGUUACCCUCCUGGUCCUGGGUUCCAGCAACAAAACCUUACCCAGAAUCCAACCAGUAAUAUGUACCCAUACACCCACCAGACCAGGGCACAGGGGGUACCUACACCUUCCCAGCAUCCUCAUCAAGGGAUUCCUGCGCCGGGGCAGUCUCCUCCACCUACUAUGGGACCUCGUGGUAGUCACCCACACCCUAAUUAUCCUGGUGGUAUGAUACCGUCAUAUGGGGCUACAAAACCUCUCUCACAUUUCCCAGAUCCUAUGGGGAACAAUAACCCAUCAGCUAACUCCCUGCAGCAGUUACAGAACCAGGUCAGAGCCCAGUUCACCCCUGGAGCCCAGGGGCCAGGUCACAUGGGUCAGCAGAUGCAAAUCAACCAAUCACAACAGAUACAGAUGAGUCAGCAUGGCAACCAACACAUGCAGGUUAACCAAUCACAACAGAUGCAGCUGAAUAACCAUAGCAACCAACAGAUCUCAAUGAAUCAGCAACAGAGCUUUACUAUGACUGGUGCAGCUAACCCAAUGGGUGCCCCUGGCCCUAGACAACAGGGACCAACCAACACAAACUAUGCUAGUGAACAAAAUGCAAAACGCAUGAUGGCUGAAAAGUUGCGAUUAGAAAGAGAGGCCAAAAUGCGUGAGCAUCAGCGAAUGGAACAACAGCGUCACCAUGCUGCUAUGGAGCAGCACCGUCAGCAAGAAGCAGCGAUGGAACAGCAUCGUCAGCAGCAGCAGGCAGCGAUGGAGCAGCAGCAACGUCAAAUGCAGCAGCAGCAAUAUAUGAAUCGGCCACCCCCAGAGUAUAAGGGGCCAAUGGGCAGUCAGCAAGUACAAGGUCAGAGUAACCCGUUACAGACCAUGCAGAAGAUGGUAAGUGGGACCAGCCAGCCACCCCAGCCUCACCCAGGCAUGAUGCAGCCAAAGACAGAGCCACCGCAUCCAACCAUGAUGCAGAUCAAAACAGAGCCUCUUAUCCCUGGGCCUGGGCAGCCACCAAAUAUGACUAUUAAAUCCGAGCCUCAGAUGCAGAUUCCUGGUGCCCCAGGGACAGUCAGAGGAGGUGCCCCAAGGACAUACUCACCUAUAACAUGCCAGGGGUACCCCACCCCCAAUCCAUCAUCAUCCCUACCCAGUUAUACAGUCAAGGCUGAACCGCGGUCCCAGCAGAUGUAUUCAACCAAUCAAAAUCCAAUGAUGUCCUCAUUCCAAACACGGCCGCAGGGUCAAAACAAUCCCAUGUACACUAGUGCAAUAAUGCGCAACCAGAAACCCCCAAAUGUAAACGUUGGCCCAGAGGGCUUGAAUAUAUCGCAGCAGCGCCCUGGUGCUGAUUGGUCGAGACAAAUGUCCAAUCCAGGUGCAGGAUCUCAAAUGAACAUGCCAAAUAAUCUAGUUGCUAGAAGAGACAGUGCCAGUAUGGCACAAUACAUGGCACAGCAACAGCAAUCUCAUAGGCAAGUCUCCGUGGCAACCAAUGGACCCCUUGGACAAAAUCAAAUACAAAUGCAGCAGCAUUACUCUCAGCAACAGCAACAAAUUAGUAGUGGCCAUCCCAUGCAAAACAGUGCCAUGCUACAACAACAACAACAACAACAACAGCAACAACAACAAAGUAUGCAAAUGCAUUUGCAACAACAACAACAGCAACACAUGUCAUCUAUAAGCAUUACCGAGUCACAAUCAGUCUCCAUGGCAACCACUCAGCAACAACAAGUGCAACAGCAUUUACAGCAACGGUCUCAACAGCAACAGCAAGCACCCCCACCACAACAACAUAAUUCAACAAGUGGCAAUGACUUUUCUCUAGAUCAACUCUUGGACACUGCAAGUAGUAACAAUGGUCUAUUUGAAAACAUACAACCGGAUUUAUUAGAUGAAAUAUUUGGCAAAUAG